This is a messenger RNA of Ichthyophthirius multifiliis, 1549 nucleotides long. RefSeq lists its product as hypothetical. NCBI's taxonomy places the organism in Eukaryota, Ciliophora, Oligohymenophorea, Hymenostomatida. Gene Ontology annotation, biological process: proteolysis. Gene Ontology annotation, molecular function: peptidase activity. The record is from RefSeq and is a predicted model, not a curated record. The transcript is spliced from 3 exons.
UUUAUUAAAUGAAUAUCUAAAAAACUAUAGAAUUCGUCGAAAAAAAAUGGCAUUAAGAAAUAUAACCAACUAUCGAAGAAUAUAUUAGAAUUCCGAAUAUGAGUAAGUCUUUUGACCCUGAAUGGAAUACAAACGGUUUAUAAGAAAAGGCCGCUAAUUUAUUAUUUGAAUGGGCUAAAAAAUAAGAUCUUAAAAAUGCAACAUAUGAGCUUAUUAAAGAUGCUGAUAAAUCUCCUUUAAUCUACAUUGAAGUACCUGGAACAACUGAUAACACUGAAACUGUUCUUAUGUAUGGUCAUUUUGAUAAAUAACCACCUUUUACAGGUUGGUUAGAAGGUUUAGAAUUUAACAAACCAGUUGUUAUUGACGAUAAGCUUUACGGAAGAGGAGGCGCAGAUGAUGGUUAUAGUAUAUUUGGAGCUGUUACCUCUAUUAAAGCUUGCUAAGAAUAAGGAUUACCACACUCUAGAUGUGUAAUAAUGAUUGAAGGAGACGAGGAAUCCGGAUCAACUCACUUCCCGUUAUAUUUAGAAAAACUUAGACAUAGAUUAGGUGAAAUUUCUGUCGUUUUUUGUCUUGAUUCUGGAGCUCUAAACUAUGAACAAUUCUGGACAACAAGUUCCCUAAGAGGAGCCGUAAUGUUAACUUUAAAUGUGAAAGUCUUAGAAGAAGGAGUACAUAGUGGUGAUGCAAGUGGUGUCGUACCUUCUUCAUUUAGAAUUUUAAGAAUUCUUUUAGAUAGAAUAGAAGAUUCAAAAACAGGAGAAAUGCAUGAAGAUUUAUAAGUUAAUAUACCUGUUUAUAAUUAUUCUUAAGCUGUUAAAGUAAGUGAAACUAUGCCUGAUAGUAUUAUUAAUAAAUUUCCUUUUGUAUAAGGAAUGUAACCUACAACUAAAAACGCUUUAAAUGCUUAUAUCAAUAAAACUUGGAAAUCUUAAUUAUCUAUAACAGGUGCUGAUUAUUUACCUUAAGCUUAAAGUGCUGGAAAUGUAUUAAGACCAUAAACAUCUAUCAAAUUAUCAAUAAGAUUACCUCCUACUAAAGACCCUGAAUAGGCUAAAGAAACAUUAGUUAAAUUACUAACUGAAAAUCCACCUUAUGGAGCAUAAGUUACAUGCACUAAUGUAGUUGGAAUGGGAGGAUGGAAAUGUCCUAAAAUAGAAGGAUAUUUAGAAGACAGUAUUUAAAGUGCUAGUUAAGCUUUUUAUGGAAAAGAGGCACUUUCUUUAGCAGAAGGAGGAUCGAUUCCUUUAAUGGGAUUACUUUUAGGACUUUUCCCUAAAUCUUAGUUUAUUAUCACUGGGGUUUUGGGACCUAAUUCUAAUGCACAUGGACCUAAUGAGUUCUUGCAUAUUCCGUUUACAAAAAAACUUAUUUGUUGUAUGUCGAAGAUUUUAAGUGAUAUUUAUCCAAAACUUAAAAAAUAAUGAAAAAUUUUUUUAAUAAUAUUAUUUUUUGAUUAUUUUUUUUUAUUUUUUAUAUAUAUAGUAAUAAUUUUUUAAGAAAUAAUUUAGACUUAUAUGUUUCAAGAAAAACAUUAAGCUAUUUU